AGGCUUCUCUCGGCAUCACCGUUGAAAUAUUUCAUGGAAAACCACGGGACAAGGAUCCUUCAAAAUUCAGGCAGCCCCUCGUUGCGGCCUCUUCUCCUUGUCGCCAGCUAUAGAUUUUUUUCCUGAAGCUGCAUCUUUUCGAUAUCUAUAGCUGCUGCUGUUGGCUCUCUGUAUUCACUACCGGUGUCUUUCCUCGUCACUGUUGCAGCCAUUGCGCGCUCUCUCUGUUUUCGUCCCCGUUGCUGUUCUCUUGGUCGCCUGCGCCGCCACCUCACCUUUUCAUUGUUGCCGCCACCUCCUCUAAACUUCAUUUCGGCCACCAAGAAGCCUACUUCCUCUAAACUCUGAUCGUCCACUCAUUCAUUCCAUGCGAGAUGUUGCCCUAAACCUAGCUCAACACAUGGAAAACUCCCUUCCUUCUUCUUUUUCCAGUUAACCAUCACCACUGUUCCAUGGCCACAAGCUUAAUCGGGGCAAUCCUUCGCAGAAGGAGUAAUGGAGCUUUCCUCUUUCAUUUCCGAAUGCCAACAAAAUCUGACUUGUUUGGCCACCCAAUUGGAAUUCUCCCGCUCCCCCAAUUCCUUUUGCCCAAAUCCACUUCAAGGAAGCUCAUCAGCAGAACUCUUUGUUCAGAUUUCUCUUUCGCAUUUGCGCCGUUUCUAUGCCGCCAAUCCUCUUCUUUCUGCACUGUCGCAGAAUGCGAUGUAAAGUCGGGGAUCGCUUCCUCUAAUGGUUUAGCAACCAAGUCCAACAAGAAAAAAGCUAGGAUGAAAUCGAAGGUGGACUUCACAAAAAUUGAUCCUUCACUUCUCCCAACUGUGAUUAUCGUUGGCCGGCCCAACGUUGGAAAGUCUGCGCUUUUCAACCGAUUAAUUCGGAGGAGGGAAGCACUCGUGUACAAUACACCUGACGACCACGUUACUCGGGACAUCAGGGAGGGAAUUGCCAAGUUGGGGGAUUUGAGGUUUAAGGUCUUGGAUUCCGCAGGGUUGGAGACGGAAGCCACUUCGGGUACUAUUCUCAGCAGAACAACAGAGAUGACUGGAAUGGUCUUGGCGAGGACCCAAGUUGCCAUUUUGCUGAUUGAUGUGAGGGAUGGACUUCAACCGCUUGAUCUUGAAGUGGGGAAGUGGAUGCGGAAGCAUGCAUCCAAUGUCCAUACUAUUGUGGCCAUGAAUAAGUCGGAAUCACUUGAUGUACGAGGGUUUGUUACAGUAGCCGCUGGGGAAGCUCAUAGCUUGGGGUUUGGUGAUCCCAUUGCAAUAUCUGCAGAGACUGGGCUGGGAAUGCCAGAACUGUAUGAGAUCCUUCGACCGUUGUUGGAAGCCCAUGCACUUCAGCUUCCUAAUGAUUUAAAAUGUAAAGAUAAUGAUUCAGUAGAAGUUGAUGAGAACUUAAAGAGCAAAGUACCACUGCAGUUGGCAAUUGUUGGACGUCCUAAUGUUGGAAAGUCUACCCUAUUGAAUACCUUGCUGCAAGAAGAAAGAGUUUUGGUUGGGCCAGAGUCUGGCUUGACAAGGGAUUCAAUCAGAGCCAAGUUUCAAUUUGAAGAUCGCACUAUAUAUUUGGUGGAUACGGCAGGUUGGUUGCAUAGAUCUGGACAAGAAAAAGGCCCGUCGUCUUUGAGUAUAGUGCAGACAAGAAAAAAUCUCAUGAGGGCUCACGUUGUAGCAUUGAUACUCGAUGCAGAGGAGAUUGCAAGAAAUAAGAGAAGUAUGAAGCAUGAUGAAGUGAUUAUAGCUCGUCAAGCUGUUGAAGAGGGUCGAGCUCUGAUUGUGAUAGUGAACAAGAUGGAUCUUCUCAGAGGAAAACAAAAUACUUUGUUACAUGAGAAGGUUCUUAAAAUAGUACCUCAAGAAAUACAGACUCUAAUUCCUCAGAUUACUGGUAUUCCUGUCUUAUUUAUUUCAGCAAUGGAGGGAAGGGGUCGAGUAGAAGUUAUGCACCAGGUAGUCGACGCAUACCAGAAGUGGUGCUCAAGAUUGUCUACUGCUCGCCUAAACCGUUGGUUGAGGAAGGUUAUGAGUAGGCAUUCGUGGAAAGACCAAGCCACGCAACCCAAAAUCAAAUAUUUCACUCAAGUUAAAGCUCGACCGCCGACAUUUGUCUCCUUCCUGAGCGGAAAAGCUCAGCUUUCUGACACAGACAUAAGGUUUCUGAUCAAGUCUCUCAAAGAGGAUUUCAACUUGGGUGGAAUCCCAAUCCGCAUAAUGCAGCGCUGCAUUUCAACAAAAAACUGCGAGCAGCAACAAUAGCAAGAAUUCAACUUCUUAAGGGUCACAUAUAAUUGAAGCCACAUUAGAGAGAUUUACUGCAUUUGAAUAGGCUUCUUGAAUGACAGCCAUGGCUGUAAAGAAAUGGGAGAUUUUUUUGUGAUUUGUAUCAGGUAAUGCUCCAUUAAUUUUCCAGUUAUUUAUAUAUCUGUGGAGACGAGCUUCUGCAUCAAAAUUAUCCAAUUAAUUUUGGUUUUGU
This is a messenger RNA of Phalaenopsis equestris, 2472 nucleotides long. Its product is annotated as GTPase Der. Gene Ontology annotation, molecular function: GTP binding. The transcript has 9 exons. The coding region runs from base 453 to 2255 and encodes 600 amino acids. Lineage: Eukaryota; Viridiplantae; Streptophyta; Magnoliopsida; Asparagales; Orchidaceae. The record is from RefSeq and is a predicted model, not a curated record.